Messenger RNA from Striga hermonthica, 348 nucleotides. The record is from the annotation of a GenBank genome assembly. NCBI's taxonomy places the organism in Eukaryota, Viridiplantae, Streptophyta, Magnoliopsida, Lamiales, Orobanchaceae.
AUGGAUAAGGCCGGAUCUCGUAAAGAGCUCAGUGAGGACAUGACCCGUGAGUCUCUCAUCGCAAUCUCCUAUGUGUCACCAGAUAACGAUCCAACGGAUGUGAUGAUUUUGCCCGGCAAAAUCAACGGUGAGAAUGAUGAUCAACCUCUUGACAAUGAUGGGGAAGAUAAAUUGAGGUCUGAGCUUAUCUCGAUUUCUGAUUUACCGCCUCCUGAGGAGAACGUGCUUCCGCCCUUGCCCCCUCUAAAGUUCAAUCCACUGUGCUUCCCGUUCACUUUCGCUGCGAUUUUCGCGUGGACAGGCCUUCCCUCUCUUGCUAGACGGACGAACGAGAGCGAGCAAAGGUAG